AUGCGUCUGUUGCUACUGCUGCUGCUGCUAUUGAAGGUGGCGCACACUGCCGAACGACGCACCAGCUUGGGCAUCGUCCGUGGCAAGAAGCUGCGUGUUCUGCACACCGUGGUGGAGGAGUAUCGGGGCAUACCGUACGCCCGGCCUCCCAUCGGCGGACGGCGUUUCCGGCCACCUGAACCAGCGCUUCCCUGGGAGGCUACUCUGGAUGCGACCGACGGACGCACCGCUUGCCCACAGGUGCUACGCCCAUGGUCUAACGGCGUGCUCAGGGUCAGCGAGGACUGCCUUUACUUGAACGUGUGGACCACCGUUGCCCGCUGGGAGCAUGAAAUGGCACCAGUUCUCGUCUGGAUCCACGGCGGUGGCUUCACGAGUGGAUCGGCUUCCUACGAUAACUACUCAGCAGCUGUUCUGGCUGCCAAAACGGGUUGUGUCGUCGCCUCGAUCAAUUACCGGCUUGGAAUCCUGGGAUUUCUGAAUGCCGACACACCAGACGCACCCGGAAAUGUGGGGCUAAUGGACCAGCGGGUUGCGCUUCUGUGGCUGCGUCAAAACGCCCGCGUGUUUGGUGGUGACCCAGCCGCGAUCACAGUGUUCGGCCACAGUGCUGGUGGCAUGAGCAUCCACAGCCACAUGCUGUCCCCUUUUGGCGGGAAUCUCUUCCACAGGGCGGUCAUGAUGAGUGGCAACAUGGCAGCCCGGGACUUCUUCGAAUCUGUCGAGGAGAGCGCGGCGAAGGCAGACGCGGUGGCCGCACUCGUGGGCUGUGCCCAGGCGACACUGUCUAGAGGGCCUCGCGAGGUACUCGCCUGCCUCCGCACAAAGCCGUCGGGAGACCUGGUUCGCGCAGCGGCCAGGGCUGUAGCUCCCAAGGUGUUUCCUUUCCUGCCGACCUACCACACAGACUACCUCCCCAGAGUACCAGUGGCAGCCACUGCGAAAGGAUUCGUAGCCAACGUCGAUCUUCUCCUUGGUGUCACCGAAAAUGAGGGCUCGACGCCGUUCGUGCUUAGAAUGAAAGCUCACAUGCAGUCAGAACGGCUGACGGAUGUAGCUGAGUCAGCGCUCCGAGCUUCGCUGCACGAUGUGGUUCGCGCCUGGACAAAAGGCGAACAGCUCGAAAUGCUCGACCUUUAUGUGAGACAAGCCAAGGACAAAGAGUCACUCAGAAAGCAGUACGUAGCUUAUGUCUCGGACAGGUUAUUCGUGUGCCCAGCGCACUUUCUUGGCGAGCACCACUCCGCCAGUAAUGGUACUGUGUACUUCUACGUCUUCGCGUACCCUCCACCCAAGGGAACUCCUUCCUGGAUAGGUGUUGGUCACAGCAUGGAGCUGCCUUACUUUUUUGGCCACCCCGUCAUCAACCGCGUUGGCUUUUCACAGCAAGACGAACAAUACAGCGAAGAGGUAAUGAAGAUGCUGUCAACAUUCGCCCACACAGGGUAA
Messenger RNA from Rhipicephalus microplus (southern cattle tick), 1449 nucleotides. Its product is annotated as acetylcholinesterase. The record is from RefSeq and is a predicted model, not a curated record. NCBI's taxonomy places the organism in Eukaryota, Metazoa, Arthropoda, Arachnida, Ixodida, Ixodidae. Gene Ontology annotation, biological process: acetylcholine catabolic process; choline metabolic process. Gene Ontology annotation, cellular component: plasma membrane. Gene Ontology annotation, molecular function: acetylcholinesterase activity.